AUGAGAGGCUUGAUUUUUCUUCUGGUGGUGGUGGCCUACACCAGUGCCGAGUACGAGCAGUACUGCCAUUUGCGGAGCUGCAAAAAGGACGAGAAACACACCCUCUGUGCCUACUCCUCCGCCAACAAAUGCGCAAGACUCAUUUCAAGUGGGCUAUCCCAAGAUGAAAAAAACCGGAUAGUUAAACUGCAUAAUCAGCUGAGGCAGAAGGUUGCCAGUGGGAAAGAAGUGCGUGGAGCCCCGGGACCACAACCACCAACAGCAACUAGAAAAAUGGCCAAUUUGGUAUGGGAUAACGAAAUCGCCCGUAUAGCUCAGCAUUGGGCCGAUCAAUGCAAUUACAAACACGAUCAAUGCAAAAAUACACUGAAAGAAGAACAUGUUGGUCAAAACAUAGCGUACGAAUGGACUACUGGCGAUUUCAAAACUAUUAAAGUUGAAAAAUUGAUUAUGAAUUGGUACAAUGAAGUAGACAGCUUCGAUGGGCGCACAUUACAGGGUAUUUCCGGCAAAGCCGUUGGUCACUACACGCAAAUGGUUUGGAGUAAAACUAACAAAAUUGGGUGCGGAGCUGUUAGAUACUAUGAUGGAGACAGAAAGACUUUAUAUCUGGUCUGUAAUUACGGUCCAGGAGGUAAUAUGUAUGGCGAAAAAGUGUAUGAUACUAAAAAUAACCCAACGCAAAAUCGGCAUAUUCGACCUCAAAAAAAUAAAAAUCGUAAACCUUCGGCAAGUAAUAAUAACAAGCCAUCCAGAAGACCUCAGCCGCAACCUCGCCGAGAAACUUUGUACCCAUAUACCAUUCACGGGAAACGAGUGACAAAAGAAGAAUACGAAAAAUUCAAAAACCAGCCACUAUGGAAUCACGGACCCUCGAGAAAACCUCAGUCGCAACCCCAUCGAGAAACUUCUUUUUCGUACACUGUCAACGGCAAACGCGUUACGAAAGAAGAAUAUGAGAAGUUAAAAAAUCAGCCACUAUGGAAUCACGGACCUUCUAGAAGACCUCAGUCGCAACCCCAUCGAGAAACUUCUUUUUCGUACACUGUCAACGGCAAACGCGUUACGAAAGAAGAAUAUGAGAAGUUAAAAAAUCAGCCACUAUGGGAUCACGGACCUUCUAGAAGACCUCAGUCGCAACCCCGUCGAGAAACUUCGCCUGUCCAUAUAGUUAAUGGGAAACGAGUUACAAAAGAAGAAUACGAACGAUUCAAUAACCGGCCAAAUUUGAAUCUCGAAUCCUCGAGAAGACCUCAGCCACAGCCCCAUCGAUACGUUUCGUCUUCCUUUAUCAUUAAUGGAAAACCCGCUACGAAGGAAGAAUUCGAAAAGUUCAAAAACAAAUCCAGAUCAGGCUCGUACACUUGGAACGGUAAAUCGGUGUCGAAGGAAGAAUUCGAUAGGAAAAUUCGGGAGUCCAUGGCUAAUCGGAUUGAGCGACAAUAA
Copidosoma floridanum is the source of this 1446-nucleotide messenger RNA. RefSeq lists its product as uncharacterized. The record is from RefSeq and is a predicted model, not a curated record. Lineage: Eukaryota; Metazoa; Arthropoda; Insecta; Hymenoptera; Encyrtidae. Gene Ontology annotation, cellular component: extracellular region.